AUGCGCCAGCUGGCUGCUAAAACAAGUCCGCCAUCCCCGCCGGGAGACCCAAUGGAGGAUCCAACCCUCACACUAGUCAAGCAGUCCUACAUGACACCUGCCGAAUCCAUUCCAGUGGCCGGGGUUCCGACUUGGGACAAGAAACCAAAUGACGACCAGGGCGAGUACCUGUACGCAGCGAAACUUCUACCAAGCCGAGCUGUGAUAUGCGGCGGUUCUGGUUUCAAGGAGGUCCGCAUAGUUCAUCGCGACACAAAACUGCCUGUUCUCCGCAUUCCGAUGGAUUCUGUCGUUCAAACCAUCGACACGGUGCUGGAGGGUCGUUACGUCGCUACUGGUUGUGCUAGUGGCUCCAUUACCAUCAGCGGCCUCGCUUGA
This is a messenger RNA of Dibothriocephalus latus, 378 nucleotides long. NCBI's taxonomy places the organism in Eukaryota, Metazoa, Platyhelminthes, Cestoda, Diphyllobothriidea, Diphyllobothriidae. The record is from the annotation of a GenBank genome assembly.